Molecule: messenger RNA, 1634 nt
Organism: Trachemys scripta elegans
Lineage: Eukaryota; Metazoa; Chordata; Testudines; Emydidae
Gene: MYOZ1
Product: myozenin 1
Exons: 7
Coding region: 433-1266 (277 amino acids)
Cellular component (GO): actin cytoskeleton; Z disc
Molecular function (GO): FATZ binding; actin binding; telethonin binding
Source: RefSeq, a predicted model, not a curated record
GCCUCCAGGAGUCAAAUUCACAGCACUCUGCAUCAGCACUUUGUGCUGUGCAGUCCUGGCUGAGAACGGGUGCCCUAGAUCAGCAGGGACUGAGAGCAGAGGGACACGGAGAAAGCAGCCCACCACCAUCUCACUGCUGUGGGGCCGGGGCAGAAGGGUUGUAUGUUUGUCUGAAUCUGGAACAGUGAGCAGAGGAACUCCGGCUCCUAUCAAGACGAAAAAGUCCACUAAACUCAUUGGGAAACUAACUCGUGAAGGCAAAUAUAACUCCAAUAUUCUAUAGAAAGUCUCUUCCCACUGGGAAUAAUGCUGUGUGGAACUGGCUAGCUAAAGAGAGAGUUCCUCCAGAGAUUUUGCCCAGGUGACCAGCUGGGCUGGGGAGGAGAGGGAAACAGUCUCUGCCAACAAGAAGGGUUGUUGUUUCAAACAGUCAUGCCACAAGAAGGGUCCAAGCUGAACUUGGGGAAGAAGAUCAGCAUCCCCAGGGAUGUCAUGCUAGAAGAGCUCUCACUCCUCACCAACAAAGGAUCCAAGAUGUUCAAACUACGCCAGCUGAGAGUAGAGAAAUUCAUUUAUGAGAAUCACCCCGACAUCUUCACUGACAGUUCCGUGGAUCACUUUCAGAAGUUCAUCCCUGCUGUUGGAGGACAUUACGGAGGAGAAGCUCAUGGUUACUUGCACAGUGGUGGGCGGAUGGUGGGUGGAGUAACUGCAGGGCAGUAUGGAUCUAGUAAGCUGCACUAUCCCCCUGCUCCUCCUCCUAAACCUGGGAGCAAAGGCGGUGCUGGGGGCACUGAAGCUGAUCAUGCCGGGGGCUCAGCCGGCAGUGGGGGAGGAGUGGAUGGUGGAGGAAGUGACGCUGCUGGAAAAGGUGAAAAGUCAGGAGGUGGAAAAAAAGUCUCUGUCUUUAAGACCUAUAUCUCUCCAUGGGAGCGAGCUAUGGGCAUCAGCCCUCAGGAGAAAAGUCAAUUCACCAUUGACUUGUUGUCGUAUGGUCCCAAAGUUGAACUCCCCCAUUACAAAUCUUUUAACAGGACUGCCAUGCCUUAUGGUGGGUACGAGAAGGCACGCAAGCUGAUGACCUUCCAGAUGCCUGAGUUUGAUGUUGGUCCUUUAGUGCCAGAACCCAUCAUUGUCUAUAAUCAAGAAAUCAACACUAGACCCUCCUUCAAUAGGACCCCAAUCCCCUGGCAGGCGUCAGGAGAACCCACGGAGUACAACAUUGAGAUCAAAGUGCCGAUGGACGGUGAAACAGAAGAGCUAUAAAUCCCAUUCUCUUCUUUCCUUCUUUCUUUGCUCUCAACCUCUCAUACUUGCAAGUCUAUUGUGGGGAGCUGAGAAAUGCACCUGCAGUCCCAGGGAUCCUUCCUCCUCUUUGUCCUUAGGGCAGACAGGUUCCCAGUAGGUUCUAAGCUGAUCUUUGCUGUGGUGUUCAUCCAUGUCAGAAGCAGACAGAGGGAAAGCACUGAAAAAGAGUGAGUGAGCAAAAGAGAUGGCUUAUCUUUGUACCCACCAAGGCGAGAAAAGACAAAAUUAUGGCCUAUGUUUAAUAACACUGCAUGUUGCCUGGCUGCUCCAUAUUGAACCUGUCCUGUCACUUGUUAACAAUCAAUAAAGCACCUAAAGGAAAUAAA